UACACGUUCAAUAGUACUCAAUCACGGUCUAACUUCGCUGCAUCAUCUUGUUCGCCACCUUCAUUCGUGAAGUCCUCCUGCCCUCUCGCCUCAUUUCCAGUCAUCGUCUCAGAAUGCUCGGUGACACAUUGAAAACCGUGCGCAAACUGGGGAUACGAUAUGUCUUGCUUCAAAUGCUCAACUUCGCCUCCGUCAUUGCUUCCGGACUCAUGAUAUGGAAAGGACUUGGUCUCCUCACGAACACAGAGUCGCCAAUCGUCGUCGUUCUGAGCGGCUCUAUGGAGCCCGCCUUCUACCGCGGCGAUCUCCUUUUCCUCACCAACCCACCGAAUACGCGGUAUCAAAAUGGCGAUAUUACGGUGUACAAGAUACCAGGACAGGACAUCCCGAUCGUGCAUCGUGUCCUCGAGACGCACGACGUGUCGAAGAAAGUGAAGGGCGUAAGGUUGGAGCCUAAGCCAGAAGACCAGCUGCUCUUGACGAAAGGUGACAACAAUUACCUCGACGACAUCGAGCUUUAUCAAGGUCUCGAAUGGCUCGAGAGGCGGCAUAUCGUAGGCAAAGUCAGAGGGUUCCUCCCAUACGUGGGAUAUGUGACCAUUGCUAUGAACGACUUCCCGCAACUCAAAUAUGCGCUUCUCGGGGGUCUCGGGCUGCUCGCGUUGAUACAGCGCGAAUAG
Molecule: messenger RNA, 680 nt
Organism: Heterobasidion irregulare TC 32-1
Lineage: Eukaryota; Fungi; Basidiomycota; Agaricomycetes; Russulales; Bondarzewiaceae
Product: serine protease 26B
Exons: 6
Coding region: 114-680 (188 amino acids)
Cellular component (GO): signal peptidase complex; membrane
Molecular function (GO): serine-type endopeptidase activity
Source: RefSeq, a predicted model, not a curated record